AUGGAGUACAUGUCUCCAAGGAGGAGUUCCCCCAUGCAUCCAUCAAGCGGUGGAACAGGUGGCGUCGGCGGUUUCGGCGGCGGUAGGGGUGGCGGGGGCGGCCGAGGUAGGGGCGUGACGAGAGACCGCGACAUCAUCGGCACGACGAUCAAGAUCACGCGCGGUCCCUACAAGGGCAACAUCGGGAUAGUGAAGGACGCGACGCAGGCGACGGCGAGGAUCGAGCUGCACACCUCGUGUCAGACGAUUUCCGUCGACAAGAACCAUAUCGUGGAUGUCGGUGCACCUGGCAAAGAGGGCGGCGCCUCCAGCUACGGCAGGACGCCGGCGUACAGCGGCAACCAGACGCCGUUGUACAGGGACACGGGCAACAAGACGCCGAUGUGCGAUUCGGGGUCGCGCACCCCUUUGCAUUACGGCUCGAUGACGCCCGUCCACGAUGGUUCAAGGACACCGAACGCCAGCUCCGAGUGGGAUCCUGCCGUUUCCAAUACGUAUCCGUCGCCUGGAUAUAAUCCAAGCACCCCCGGGUACCAGAUGAACGGCCCCUACACCCCCCAAACGCCCGGCACCAUCUACGACAGCACGUACAGCCCCUAUCAGGCCAGCCCCGGCUACCAGAGCGUCGUCUCCACGCCCAGCCCCGCCGCCGGCUACGGCCAAUCGCCGGCCAGCAGCAACUCCUACAGCACGCCCAGUUCCGCCUACAGUCCCAACAUGCCGUACAAUCCGCAGACGCCGGGCGCUGGGCUCGACGUCAUGCCCAUGACCGAUUGGCAUACGGUCGACAUCGAGGUUAGGAUACGCGACAGUCACGACGACUCUGGCCUAGUGGGCCAAACGGGCGUGAUACGGAGCAUAUCGGGCGCCAUGUGUACGGUCUUUUUGCCCGCCGAAGACAGGGUGGUCAACAUCAUGUCCGACCAUCUGGACCCGGUGCGACCGCAAAGGGGCGACAAAUUCAAAGUUAUAAUCGGGGAAGAACGGGAACAGACAGGCGAGUUGCUUUCCAUAGACUUACACGAGGGGGUGGUGAAGAUAAAAGACGAAAUUACCAUGUUGCCACUCCAGAAUCUUUGCAAAAUGAGAGGACCAGAUCACUAG
This is a messenger RNA of Phaedon cochleariae (mustard beetle), 1104 nucleotides long. The record is from the annotation of a GenBank genome assembly. NCBI's taxonomy places the organism in Eukaryota, Metazoa, Arthropoda, Insecta, Coleoptera, Chrysomelidae.